UCGGGGGAAAAAAAAAAUUAAAUAAGAAUAUCCUCACCCGACCGCGCCCCGUGAUGGGAAUAAUUAAAAAAAAAAAAAAUUAAAAUAUUUAAAAAACGGGGAUUUCAUCCCCUGAAAUCCCCCUUUGGAUUUUAACCCUUGCAAUUCUCGGGUUUUUUUUCACCACCUCCCCCACUCCGGAUCCGCUUUUUCUGCUCCAAAAUUCCCGGUUUUUUGUGUUUUUUCUCUCUCCUCGCAUCCCGGCCGAGAUCCUCCUCCAUUUUUCUGAUUUUUUUUUCCGUUUUUAACCCGUAUUUUCCAUUUUUUUGGCCGUGAUUUUCAGGGGUUUUCUCCCGCUAUUUUUCCCUUUUUCCUUGUUUUUAUUCCCCCUCUUUUUCCCGGUUUUUUUCCCCCCGUUUUUUUUCCCUUUCCCCCCUUCUUUCCCCGUUUUUUCCCCCAUUUCCACCUUGUUCCCCCCUCCUUUUCAAUUUUUAAAUCUCCUUAAAUUCCAUCACCCCCCCCAUAUUAAAAAAAAAAAUCCCUUUUUUUAACCCCUUCAUUCCCUGCAUUUUUAUUUUCCAUGGAAACCCCAAAUCCUUCUCUAAACCCUUCCCAAAAUUUGAAAAACCUGGAUUAGGGUGGGAAUUAAGGUGGGAAUUUGGGGGGGGUGGGGGGGCCUUCCUUAAAAUUCCUCAGUUCUCCCAGACCCAACUCCCCAAAAUUCCCUAAGAAUUCCCUAAAAAUUCCUUUUAAAAUUCCCUAAAAAAAAUCCCCCCCCAAAAAAUUUCCCAGACAUGUGAAAACCCCAAAUUUAAAGAUUUUUUUCUCCCCCAAGAUCCCAACAUCGGAGCCGGAGCUGCUGGAAUUCCAGGGAUUUGGGAUUUUUUUUCCCCAAAAAAUUUGGGAUAAACUCAGAAUUCCGGGUGGAGAUGCAGGAGAGCUACGAGAGCGUAAUUUCCUUGGCCGAAGAAAUCGCCAUCAGUUGGCCGCGGAUCACCGCCUUCGCCGAAUCGCACCGGAGACGCGGCCUGGGCGCCGAUGCUGCCCCGGCCUCGCUGAGUGAAAACGAGGAGGAAGAGCCGCCGCCGGACCCCCUGGAAAAACCCGAAACCCCGGGAACGCCGCCGGCACCGAACCCCAAAUCCCCACCGAGCCCCGCCAGCGCCAAACCCGGCGCCACCGAGGCGCCGAACCCGGAGCCCCGGUCCCGAAAAGCGCCAGGAAAACGUCAAGGAAAAUCCGGCGCCCGUGGCUUCAAGAAAUUCCCGCCGCGACAACUCCGGUGCCACGACUGCGGCAAAUCGUUGGCGUUGCCGAAACGCCCGCGUGGGACGGAACGGCCCCACAAGUGCCCGGAAUGCGGGAAGAGUUUCCGGCUGGGCUCCAGUUUGGUCACCCACCAGCGCCGGCACGCCGGGGACAAUCCCUACAAGUGCCCGGACUGCGGGAAAUCCUUCAGCGUCGGCUCGGCCUUCAUCCAGCACCAGCGCGUCCACGCCGGUGCCGCGCCGUGCCGCUGCGGCGUCUGCGGGAAGAGCUUCCCGGCCAGCUCGGGUUUGGUGAAGCACCAGAAGCUUCACCUGGAGGAGAAACCCUACAAAUGCGGCGACUGCGGCAAAGGCUUCAACUGGAACUCGCACCUGGAGCGGCACCGCAGGAUCCACACCGGGGAGAAACCCUACGAGUGCCCCGAGUGCGGCAAGAGCUUCUCCUGGAGCUCCCACCUGGACCGGCACCGCCGAACCCACGCCGCAGCCCGGCCCGCCGGCCGCUGCACCGAGUGCGGGUCGGCAUCGCCGGAACCGCCGGAGCGCGGGGCGCCUAAAACGCUGAAAAGCCCCAAAGUGCCCAAAAACCGGCGGGAGCCGGCGGAGAAACCCCACAAGUGCGCGGAAUGCGGGAAGGGGUUCGGCCUGGCGGCGGCGUUGGCACAACACCGGCGCGGCCACGCGCCCGGCAAACCCUACGAGUGCCGGGAAUGCGGGAAAAGCUUCUCCUGGAGCUCCCACCUGGAUCGGCACCGGCGCAUCCACAUGGGGGAGAAACCGUUCCGCUGCGGCAGCUGCGGCAAGAGCUUCUCCCAGAGCUCCCACCUGGAGCGGCACCGGAAAAUCCACCGGGAGCCGUGCCGGGAAUGCGGCAAGGACGGCGGGAAAAAAGGCGGGAAGAGCCUCCAAAAGCGCUGCCGCGCUUCGGGGGAGCUGUGCGGCGACUGCGGCGCGGGGGCGGCGUGGGAGGAGAAAUGCGGCGAGUGCGGGAGAAAUCCGGGCCCGGGUUUGGCGUCGGGUUUGGGGUCAGGUCUGGGGUCAGGUCUGGGGUCGGGUUCGGCGUCGGGUCCGGCGUCGAGCACCGGGAAUUUGAAGGAUCAAGGCACGCAGACCGGCGAGAAGCCGCACGCGUGCCCGGAGUGCGGGAAGAGCUUCGCCCAAAACUCGGCGUUGGCCAAACACCGGCGGAUGCACACGGGCGAGAAACCCUACGGAUGCCCCGAGUGCGGCAAGAGCUUCGGCGUGCGCUCCAACCUGGUCAAGCACCGGCGCACGCACCUCGGCGAGAAACCCUACAAGUGUCCCGAGUGCGGCAAAGGCUUCAUCCAGAAAUCCGAUCUGACCAAGCACCGCCGGAUGCACACCGGCGAGAAGCCGUACGCGUGCCGCGAGUGCGGCAAGCGCUUCAGCGUCUCCUCCAACCUCAUCAAGCACCGGCGCAUCCACCUGGGCGAGAAACCCUUCCAGUGCGCCGAGUGCGGCAAGAGCUUCAUCCAGCGCUCCGAGCUCACCAUCCACCGGCGCGUCCACACCGGCGAGAAGCCCUACAAGUGCCGCGAGUGCGGCAAGUGCUUCAGCCGCAGCUCGCACCUCAACCGGCACCAGCGCACCCACGGCAAGGCCGGCGCCGCCGCCUCGUCCUCCUCUUCCUCCUCCUUCUCCUCCUCCUCUUCCUCCUCCUCCUCCUCCUCCUCCCUGGUGCCGGCGGCGCCGGCGGCGCCCGGUUUGGCCUUCCCGGCGUUCCCGGGCUCCUCGGCCGUGCCGACGGCGCUGGAGCUGCCCUGGGCGUUGGCGCUGCCGGGCCGCGCGUUCCCGGGGUUCCCGGUGGGUAAUUAGCGCAGUGGUUAACGAGGGCCGGGCCCGGUUGGGUCAUUAAGGGGCAGGCGGGGUGUCGGCGCGGUUCCGCUCGGUUCCCGGCGUUCCCGGUGCUCCCGGUGCCCAACGGGGCUUGGCCAACCUGAGACCCAACGUUGGGUUUGGUCUCCGUUUAUUCCCGUUCAAUUCGGUGCCCAGUUAACGAUCCCUAAUUAAUUAGAGGUGAUUUAAUUGAUUAAUUCCAUGUGGGAAUGGGGAAUUCCCAUCCUCGCACGGUUCCGCUCGGUUCCUGGCGUUCCCGGUGCUCCCGGUGCCCAACGGGUUGGCCAACCCAAGACCCAACCUUGGGUUGGUGCCAUUGAAUUUUCAUGGCAAAUUAACGACCUCAAAUUAAUUAGGGGAUGAUUAAUUGGCUAAUUAAUGAUGGGAGGGGAAAUUCCCAUCAUUCCCAGUGCCCCCAGUGCUCCCAGUGCCCAACUGUGAUUCGUUGAUCCCAAAAUCCGACAUCAGCGCCGUCGUUUUCCCGGAAUUCCGGGGCAGUUUUUGGGAAUUUUUUGGGAUUUUUUUGGGAAUUAAAAAAAAUUUUUUUUGGGGAAUUAUAAAAAAACUUUUUGGGAAGUUUUUGAUUUUUUUAGGGAUUUUUUUAGAUUUUUAAAAAAAUUUUUUUAGAUUUUUUUGGGGAACUUUUUGAGAAUUUUUAACCUUUUUUUGGGGAAUAUUUUAGAAAUUUUUUGGGGAACAUUUUAUCUGUUCCUGAAUUUUCCAUUCGUGUUCAUGGUGAAUUUUUUUUUUUUUUUUCUUUUCUGGGAUGGGGUGGGGAAAAAAAGGAAUGAGGGAGGGAAAAAUGAGGAAAAAUUGAAAAUGGAUUUUAGGAAAAGAAGAAAUCCUAAGAAAGGGGAAAAAAUGGGAAAAUGUUCCAGGAAAAAAAUGGAAUUCAGAAUGGAAAUGGAAUUUUUUUAUGCCUGAAUAGGAGGGAAAAUCAGGAAUUGCAAAGAUUUCUGUGGAAAAUGGAGAAAAAUUCCGGAGAUUUUUAGGAGGGAUUUGUUGGUUUGGUGGGAAAAUGGGGAAAAAUGGGGAAAUGA
Molecule: messenger RNA, 4144 nt
Organism: Taeniopygia guttata (zebra finch)
Lineage: Eukaryota; Metazoa; Chordata; Aves; Passeriformes; Estrildidae
Source: RefSeq, a predicted model, not a curated record